Cicer arietinum (chickpea) is the source of this 1523-nucleotide messenger RNA. RefSeq names its product U1 small nuclear ribonucleoprotein C. Gene Ontology annotation, biological process: mRNA splicing, via spliceosome; mRNA 5'-splice site recognition; spliceosomal snRNP assembly. Lineage: Eukaryota; Viridiplantae; Streptophyta; Magnoliopsida; Fabales; Fabaceae. Gene Ontology annotation, molecular function: zinc ion binding; pre-mRNA 5'-splice site binding. The record is from RefSeq and is a predicted model, not a curated record. Gene Ontology annotation, cellular component: U1 snRNP; nucleus.
AAAAGAAGAAUAAUUUAGGGUUUUAACUUUCAACGACACCGUAGCUAGUAGUGUUUAAGGGGUUUUCUGCUCUGUUUUGUUGCAAUUCCGAUCAGUUCAGGUCUCGAAUCGCAGGAGAAUAAUCCACACAAUACAAUUCAAACAGCGAUGCCUCGUUACUAUUGUGAUUACUGCGAUACAUAUUUGACCCACGAUUCUCCAUCUGUGAGAAAGCAGCAUAAUGCAGGUUACAAACACAAGGCAAAUGUGAGGUCUUACUACCUGCAAUUUGAAGAGCAACAAACCCAAAGUUUAAUUGAUCAAAGAAUCAAGGAACAUCUUGGGCAAGCUGCGGCAUUUCAGCAAGUCGGUGUGGCUUUUAAUCCCAUGAUGGGUCAAAGACCUUCGCUUCCCAUAUUGCCAUCGCCAAGAUUGCCGAUUCCUGGAAAUGCAUCGGUUCUUGGUGGUCAACCACUAUUCCCAGGGAUGAGACCUCUUUUGCCUAGGCCAGGUCCUGUACAAGGAUAUUAUUCUGCACCUGGCAUACCACCAAAUAUACCUCCACCAGGUGUUCCCUCAGUACCUGGUCAAGCAAAUACCCUACCCAGGCCCCCAACACUAGCUCCUCCACCGAUGGUUCCUGAAAACAGUGCAGCACCAUCCUCCAAUGGUGCUCCCCCCAUGGUUUCAUCAGCAAUGUAUCCAGCCAAUUCAUCAGCACCAUCAACCGGAGGCUAUGAAAGUUACAAUCCCAACACUCAACCAUCAACUGGAGGCUAUGAAAGUUACAAUGCCAGCACUCAACAACCAGAGGGCAAUCGCUAACCUCGUCAAUCUAGGAUGCUGUUUUGUACGGAAUUACCUAAUACUAUACUUGUUCAAUUAAUGUUCAUUACUUAUUCUUUCCUAUUUCCUAUUGGUAAAUGGCAGAGAGAGUUAAGCAUUUGCAUAGAUCCCACAUUAGCUGCAUUCUUCAUUCGUACUGCACUGCGUAAUUUCAUAUCUGCCAUGAGAGUUCUGAUUAUAUCUUUUUAUGCUCUUCUUAUUAGUAGAUGAUCAAAUGGGGACCCUCAUCUGCUAUCUUAUAUUUGUAGCAACAACAUUUUAAGAUUUUUUCAGAAUGUAGUUUGUCAAGCGGCAUGGAUGUGAGGAAAGUUGUACGAAUUGCUAUUCCUGGAUGAAAGAACUUGUAUUUAGGUACUCGUUGCCUACAAUUUUCAUAGCAAGAGCCAUAAGCACAGAAUUUGUGAUAUGACACCUGUUGGAAAUUACUGAAAACUGCUACUGAGCAUUGUUAUUUUCCCAAAUUUAUGGAUGUAAUUGUGCGUUUAUCCUUUGAUGAAUUCCUUUUUAACAAAAUAUGUUUAGUGAAAGGUUGGAUACCCAAAAAAGGUUGAAUCUGAUGGCAAAGGUACUGCCACGAGCUGUUCUCUUUUUGGUAGAGAAUUUGUAAAUACCAUUGUAAGCUCAAAGCUUGUACUUGUAGAGUAUUAGAGUAGUACAUCACGAUGUUUGAAGAAUGAAUGAUACAUCUAUCUUCUAUA